This is a messenger RNA of Exophiala aquamarina CBS 119918, 375 nucleotides long. RefSeq lists its product as uncharacterized. NCBI's taxonomy places the organism in Eukaryota, Fungi, Ascomycota, Eurotiomycetes, Chaetothyriales, Herpotrichiellaceae. The record is from RefSeq and is a predicted model, not a curated record. The coding region runs from base 1 to 375 and encodes 124 amino acids. The transcript has a single exon.
AUGGCUCCAAGGUCGGCAUUAGUGCUCAUCGAUGUCUACAAUGAUUUCCUUCACCCCAAUGGUAAAGCAACUGGAGCAUUAUCUGAGUCUCUGAAAGACUCCAACACAAUCAAGCACCUUGAAGAAGCUCUCCAGUCUGCUCGCAAGCAUAACGUCCCGAUCUAUUACUCCCUGCACCAACAAUAUCACGACGGCAAGUACGCAGGAUUUGAACGCUGGAAUGCCAUGUUGGAGAGCAUACAGCAGACUCGGGGCUUUGAAUUGGGCAGUUGGGGAGCCGAGGUUUAUGCAAGCCUCGAGCCCAAAUCUGAGAAGGGAGAUACUGUGAUAUCAAAACAUUGGAAUCAAAGGUUAGUGCUCAAAGCAUGUCAAUAA